Messenger RNA from Brassica oleracea var. oleracea, 617 nucleotides. Its product is annotated as 60S ribosomal protein L35a-1-like. Bases 113 to 451 code for a protein of 112 amino acids. The transcript is spliced from 4 exons. NCBI's taxonomy places the organism in Eukaryota, Viridiplantae, Streptophyta, Magnoliopsida, Brassicales, Brassicaceae. The record is from RefSeq and is a predicted model, not a curated record. Gene Ontology annotation, molecular function: structural constituent of ribosome. Gene Ontology annotation, biological process: cytoplasmic translation; ribosomal large subunit biogenesis. Gene Ontology annotation, cellular component: ribosome; cytosolic large ribosomal subunit.
GAUGAGAGAACUAGGGCAACACGUUAUAAACUCGUGGAUAUGUUUUAGGGUUCGGCUUCUCCGUUUUCAUCACUAGCAGCAGAGUCUUGCGUUUUUAUCAGCCGACGCGAAAAUGGUGAAGGGACGCCAAGGAGAACGUGUCAGACUCUACGUUAGGGGAACCAUCUUGGGAUACAAAAGGUCGAAGUCUAACCAGUACCCAAACACAUCCCUUAUCCAGAUCGAGGGAGUCAACACUACAGAGGAGGUGACAUGGUACAAGGGAAAGAGGAUGGCUUACAUCUACAAGGCUAAGCCCAAGAAGAACGGUAGCCACUACCGCUGCAUCUGGGGAAAGGUUACAAGGCCUCAUGGUAACAGCGGUGUUGUCCGUGCCAAAUUCACAUCCAACUUGCCUCCUAAGUCCAUGGGAAUGAGGGUCAGAGUCUUCAUGUAUCCGAGUAACAUAUGAAGCAAAGUUUGAUGAUGUAGCUGUGGUUUUUGUCCACUAGUUCGUUAUUUUGUAUUUUGAUAUUUAAAGAAUUUUACUUUCUUUCUUUUGAAGUGUUUUGUUGAUCAUGGUUCAUGGAUUUGGUCUUUAAUCCCAAGUUAGAAUCUCUCAAAUCUUUUUUUCCUCA